AUGAGUAUCUUGUGCAGCGCAGACGUGCGCGAGCUGCAGUGUCUGCUCUGGCCAGCGCUAGACGCCGGCGCGGUGUCCGAUGACAUCCAACGAUGGUAUCAGCAAGGCUUUGAGUUCCAGACGCGGGAGGGCUUUACGCUCGGACUCGUGCAGCACCACGGCGGUCCUUGCGGCGUGCUGGCCGCGGUCCAAGCCGAGAUGCUGCGACUCUUCCUCUUCGUGCGUCACCACGAACCAGAGAUCCGAGACGGUGUCGAUCUGCAACUGCUAAUCAAAAGAGAAGUGCCUGAUGACGCUGCGAGGCAACGGCUGCUGGCAGAGGCCAUGGCUUCGCUGCUAGUGCAAUGUGCCGGUGAGGGGCAAGUGGUGCGCGUGGUAAUACAAGUCAAAGAGGACACGUACAGAGAGAGUGUAGUACCAGUUGCAGAUGUAGGCGCAUGCCGUUCGUCUUUUAAACUUGUAGAGAUUCUUCUGCAGGACAUGUCAUCAUUUUGCUGUCCGCACGGCGUCAUGAACUUCACGUUCAGCGUGCUUCGAACGAAGUGUGUUGCAUCUGUGCGCAACGAAAUGGACAGCCCGACAAACGUCUUAACGGGCGCUUUUGGACACUGUACACAGGAGCUACUGAAUCUGCUACUCACGGGCAAGGCUGUGUCCAACGUCUUUGACGGGACCGUCGCAAUGGGCGACUCGGGUCUGUUUUUGCACGGCGUGUCACAGCGGGCGCGAAUCGGCUACUUGACGCAGCUAGAGGCGUUUCGAUACUGUCAAGUUGGCAGUUUCUACAAGUCGCCACAGUCUUCCGUAUGGGUGAUUGGCAGCUCGUCGCACUUUAGCGUCGGGUUCGCAUUGGACGCCCGGCUGAGCGAGGAAUCAGCCUCCGCACAGCUUUAUCAGCGCGUGCAUCGAGUCUUUAGUCAAUUUGACCCGAUGGAAACCGGUCUGAUGAAAUCAGAGUCAUUGGCGAAUUCGCUAACGCAGUUGGGAGUGGAUUCUGCACUUAUUUCGGACGAGCACUGGAUGGCGCGACUUUUAGCUCGACUCGAGGAAGACAUCGGUCUCAUACUCUGGGAUGAGUACUGGAAAGUCAUUUCGGUGCUGCUACACACGAACGACUUGGACUUGGCUUUGUCUGGAUGCUACGACGCGAACGUCGCAAAGUCAGAGCACCAUCCGAUUCUACGCUCUGACUCUGACAUUGCGCGGGAACUGCAACGACAGUUCGACGCUGAAGAAACAAGAGACCCGGCUAACUCUUCUGCGUCCAUGUCGCAACCGCUUCCAUGUGAGCCAGUUGCGACUCCACAAGUGUCAUUUGACUGGUUUUACUACAACGGGCUCGGAAGCAAGGAUGGCUGUAGUACUGGAAAAAGCCCUGAACUUACAAAGUGCCGUGUGACGCUCGAGAAACAGGUGGAGUUUAUUGGCAAAUCGGUACCAUUUGGAUAUUCUGGAUCAAGUGGUGGCCACAGCUCGUUUUCACUCGAAGAAAUCAUGAGGACAAAGUGGCCAGACGCCCGGAUCGAUUGGCUGGGCUCUCCAGUACCAAGCAUUGACUAG
Molecule: messenger RNA, 1560 nt
Organism: Hyaloperonospora brassicae
Lineage: Eukaryota; Oomycota; Peronosporomycetes; Peronosporales; Peronosporaceae
Source: the annotation of a GenBank genome assembly